This is a messenger RNA of Brugia malayi, 1278 nucleotides long. RefSeq names its product mannosyltransferase, putative. The coding region runs from base 1 to 1278 and encodes 425 amino acids. Gene Ontology annotation, cellular component: membrane; glycosylphosphatidylinositol-mannosyltransferase I complex. The record is from RefSeq and is a predicted model, not a curated record. NCBI's taxonomy places the organism in Eukaryota, Metazoa, Nematoda, Chromadorea, Rhabditida, Onchocercidae. Gene Ontology annotation, biological process: GPI anchor biosynthetic process. Gene Ontology annotation, molecular function: alpha-1,4-mannosyltransferase activity; GPI mannosyltransferase activity. The transcript is spliced from 8 exons.
AUGAAAAUAAAAGCGCGGAAAAGUUCCGGUGAGCAAACAUUAGAUAGUGCUGAGAGAUCGGAAAAUAUAUGGAAACAAAAGCAACUUUUAUUGCUCUCAUUUUUAUGUCGUAUUAUUUUGGUGUAUUAUGGGUGUAUCCAUGAUUACUUAUUUGAGGUGCAAUUUACCGACAUUGAUUAUAAAGUUUAUUCGGAUGCAGCAGAAUACAUUUAUCGUGGACAAUCGCCAUAUAAGCGAGCAGCCUAUCGUUAUACACCAUUAUUGGCUUGGCUAUUAACCCCAGUAGUAAAAUGGCCUGAUUUUGGAAAAUUUUUAUUUUGUGCCGCAGAUGUAGCAAAUGGUUUUUUGUAUUUCGAGUUAGCAGCAUGUAGUCAAACGAUGCGCAAGGACGAAAAUAAGUCCAGGAUGAAAAAAAGUGUGGUAGUAUUUUGGCUUGCAAAUCCAUUAACAGCUAUAAUAUCAGCAAGAGGUAAUGCUGACGUGCUUGUAUGUGCUGUCGUUCUGUGGACUUUAUAUUUGCUUAUGCGGAAUCAGUGGUGGUUGGCAGCCUUGGUUUAUGGACUGCUAGCAGUACACUUGAAAUUAUAUCCAAUUAUUUAUUUACCUUCCAUUUACCUUUCUCUGUCCAAUGUUUCUUUAUCAUCUGGAUGGAUCGAUUAUGGCAAGCGACUGAUUUCAAAUAUGAAAGGAUAUAUUUUUGUAUUGAUAUUUUGUUGUAGUUUAUUGACAUUAGUGAUCAUAUUUUAUAUGUUAUAUGGUAUGCCUUACAUUAACGAAGCAUUAUUUUAUCAUUUUUACCGCACUGAUACACGACAUAAUUUUUCGCCCUACUUUUACUUAUUGUAUUUGACAGCCAAUAAUGCACAAAUAUCUCGGCUUAUAAGUUUUUGCGCUUUCAUACCCCAAGUUUCACUCAUCAUUUAUCUUGCUUUCAGAUUUCAUGAUGAUCUCCCAUUUUGUUGGCUAAUUACAACGGCCGUAUUUGUUUCGUUUAAUAAAGUAUGCACUAGCCAGUAUUUCAUUUGGUAUAUUUGUUUGUUACCGAUUGCUCAACGAAGUAUCGAAAUUUCAACAGUGGAAGCAGUAUACUUGAUAAUUUUAUGGUUCUUGGGACAAGCGUUUUGGCUUUAUCCUGCUUAUUUGUUCGAAUUUCAAGGGUUGAAUACAUUCUAUUUAAUUUGGCUUUCUUCAUUGUUCUUCCUUACGAUCAAUACAGGAAUUAUUGUUCAGCUAAUUCGACGACAUAAUUGUAAAAGAAGUUGUGGAAUAGUUGGAUAA